Molecule: messenger RNA, 1440 nt
Organism: Candidozyma pseudohaemuli
Lineage: Eukaryota; Fungi; Ascomycota; Pichiomycetes; Serinales; Metschnikowiaceae
Exons: 1
Coding region: 1-1440 (479 amino acids)
Source: RefSeq, a predicted model, not a curated record
AUGAAGUUCGUAUUCCUCCCGCUUUUUGCGCUUUUCAGUCUUCUUUCCUUCUCGGCAGCCUUGCCUGUCGAGAUGCAGAAUCUUGCUCUCAAGGAAGAGUUUGUCGUCAAGAGAGAACAACAGGAGGAGGUCGCUCCUUUGCAGAAAAGAGAAAACGAGAGACUCACCCGUUUCUUCGCCUCGCUCAACAGAACCGGCGCCGGCGUGUUUUUCGUCAGAAACGCCGUCAACUCCCCCGGUAUCAACAACGCCAUCAUGAGAAACAUUGCUGAUUUGUUCAGAGGCGACGGCAUCGAGGCCUUUUUGCCUGCCGCCGACGAGUCCGGCAUGGCCCUCGACUUGACCCUCUUGUUCUUCACCCACUGGGAGGUCUGGGACGGUCUCACCGACCUCACCCACUACUACAGAGGCACCGAUCCUUCGCAGACGGGCUCUUUGCUUGUGGCGAUCACGAGGUUGAUUUUCCAGAACUUUUUCGGGGACUUUUUCGGCAACAGCACGUUGGGCGGAUUGUUUAAUAUUUUCGGUGGCAGCAGAGGCGCUGGUCCAGCAUCUGGAAUGCGUGGGCUUUUGAGUGGACUCUCUGACAUUUCUAGUUCUGCUUCUGCCGGUGUGGCUUCGUCAGCUGGUGGUUCGUCUUCGUCCGACAGCGACUUUGACGGAAUCUUCGACAUGUUGAGUCUGCUUGGCGGAUCCUCUGAUGAGUCUGACAGUUCCUCCAACAGAACCACCGCUGAGACUUCUGUUGCUGAAACUUCUGUGACUCCCGUUGCUGCCACAUCCGUCACUCCAGUCGACGAGGCCACUUCUGCCGUUGAGGCUCCAGUUUCCACAGACGAAGCCGAGGAGGAGGAAGAGGAAUUGGACAUUGAGGACCUCGAGGACGAGGACGAGGACAGAACUCUCGCCCAGCAAUUUGCCGAUGUCGCCUCCGACGUGGCCUCCUUCUUCAAGCGUUCCGACGACGAGGACCGCAAAAUCAUGAAGCGUGACUCCGACAUCUUGGCCCUCAGAGUGACCAGACUCCUCAAGCGUUUGGAGGACUCUGAAGAGAACGCCGACGAGGACAUCGCCGUGGCCACCAUGGACGACUACAACUCCGCCUGGGACCAGACCACCUCGAUCAUGGCCGAGGAGGACCUGGACUCGCUUGGAAUGUUGAUUUCCUUGCAGAAGUCUGGACUCGGUAUCAGUGUGAUCCACGACGCCUUGACCCACCACAGAUGGCACAGAUUCCUCAAGAACACCAUCGAGCACCUUCUCGAGGAGGACCUUCUUGACUUGGAGCACUUGGUGCGUUCUCUCUUCACCACGGGUGUGAUCUGGAGCGUCAUUGGCGACAUUCUCCAGUCCCACGUCAGAACCGUUCUUGACUUUGCCAGAGGCGUUUUGAGAAACGAUGUCAACGUGCUUGGUUUCCUUAGAGCCCUUCUUACCUAA